AUGGAAGUUGCAACGACGUUACUCAAAUGGAUGCGUGCACUUUCUCGUGAAGGUUUUCUGACCGUGUCCUUAUACUUUUCAGAAUUACACAAAACAUCGUACUACAUUAAACGAAUCGUACGACCCCAUUAUGUCGCGGUUAUAACUAAUAACAAUGCGAUUAAUCAGUUCUCCUUAGCAAACAAUAAUUUUAAUAUGCCUUAUGCAGUAUGGCUUGUAUUAUUCAUUUACAAGGGAUAUAGUUUCGAUUAUUGUCACAAUCCACCGGGUAAUAUAUUUCAUUUGAAAUUCAACACGGAAAUGUUGGUCCGUUGCGGUGACGAAAAUAUUUUACGUGAAUGGUAUUCGAUCGAUUCUAAUCGAACCGAGAUCGAUGAUUUUGCACAUUGGAGUUUGGAGAAAGGAAUCGUUAAAAUGGUUUCAGAUUCUCUUUACGAUAGAAGAUACAGUUUACAGGGUUUGGUUAUGAGAACUGUUAUAGUUAAGGAUUCACCGUUCAUAAACUUAAAUAAGAAUGGCCAAUUGGACGGCAUGUUCGGUAGAAUAUUAACAGAACUUUGUGUGACAUUAAAUUGUAGUUUCAAAAUUGUUUCCGAAGUAAACGAGCAUGGAAGUUGGAAUGCAAAAAAAAAUACUUGGUCCGGAGCAAUCGGGGAAUUAUACGUCGGACGUGCUGAUAUUUCUAUUUCAGAUUUUUCUAUGACCAGUGCCAGAUUGAAUGUCGUUGACUUCACGUUUCCUCUUUUACUAUCAAAAAAUUUUCUAUACAUUAAAGAACCAAAGAUAUUCGCGAUUAAAUGGUCAUCUUAUUUUUUGACUUUCUCUCAUUCCAUUUGGAUUGCUAUUUUUGGAGUAUUAGUUUUUACAACGGUCCUAUUAAUUUUUCUGAAAAUAAAAAAUGAAACCGAUCGUAAUAUUGGACACUUAUUAUCGGACAAUUUUUUAGAAAUUUGGGGUAUAUUUUGUCAACAGGGACUCCAAGACUUUCCACAAAGAUUAUCGUUAAGAAUAACAUACUUCUCUAUAUUUCUUUUGGCCGUGAUCUUAUCGGCCGCUUAUUCUGCUGCUUUGAUAAGCUUUUUAACGUCCGUUAUCCAUGUCUUACCUUUUCGAUCAUUAGAGAAUUUCGUUGAAGAUGAAUCUUAUCAAUUUAUUGUUAUUCGUGGUACGGCCGACUACGAUAUAUUUGCAAAUUCAGCAGAUCCACUUGCGAAGACAUUAAUGAAGUUAAUGCCAGAAGAGGAAAAGUUACCAAUAACUGUAUUAGAAGGAUUUAGAAGUAUUUGUAAAAAUCGGAAACAAGCGAUCUAUACAUCCGACGAAAUAAAAAAGGUUGUAAAUUUUAAAAUACCAUGUAAUGUCGUUUCUAUUGAAACAGGACGUAUAGACAGUUUAUCUAUUAUUUUAUCUAAACAUAAUCCAUUCAUCGGUAUCAUCAAUUUUCACUUGCAGAAAUUUUUCAACAACGGAAUAAUGAAUCGUUUAAAAGAUGUGACAUUUAAGAAGAAUUUUAACGAUAUGAUGCAGCAGCAACCAGUUCAGAUAGUCAGUAUUAUAUCGCCUAUUUUUCUCAUAUUAAUUGAAAUGGAAAUGACAACGACGAUAUUCAAAUGGACUCGUGCACUUUCUCGCGAUGGUUUUACUACCUCAAAUUUGUACUUUUCUCAAUUGCACGAAUCAUCGUAUUACGUAAAACGAAUCGUACGACCGCAUUACAUCGCAGUUAUAUCUAAUUACGACGCUAUCAAUGAAUUCUCUUUAGCGACAAAUACAUUCGAUAUGUCCUUUGCCGCCUGGUUAGUAUUAUUUAUUUACAAGGGGCGCGGUUUUGAUUAUUGUCACAGUCCGCCAGGUAACAUAUUUCAUUUAAAAUUCAACUCGGAAAUGUUAGUACGUUGUGGCACAGAAAAUAUUUUACGUGAAUGGUAUUCGAUUGAUUCUAAUCGAACCGAGAUCGAUGAUUUAACAAUUUGGAAUUUAGAAAAUGGUAUGACCAAAGUUGUAAAGAAUUCUCUUUACGAUAGAAGAUAUAAUUUGCACGGUUUGACCAUGAGGGCCGUUAUAGUCAAGCACUCGCCGUUCGUAAAUGUUGAUGAGAAUAACGAAUUAGAAGGAACAUUUGGCAAAACAUUAAAAGAACUUUCCGUAACUCUUAAUUUUAGUUUGAAAAUUGUCUCGAGCGUAGACGAGUACGGAAUAUGGAAUUCAAAAAAAAAUACAUGGUCAGGAGCAAUCGGAGAGAUAUAUGCAGGACGAGCUGACAUUUCUAUAUCAGAUUUUUCUAUGACCAGUGCAAGAUUGAACGUCGUAGAUUUUACCUUUCCUCUUAUUUUAACGAAACAUUGUAUUUACAUCAAAGAACCAAAUAAAUUCACGAUCAAAUGGUCAUCCUAUUUUCAAACUUUCUCCUAUACCAUUUGGAUUGCCAUAUUUGGAAUAAUAACUUUUGCAACGAUCGUAUUAAUUUUUCUCAAAAUAAAAAUUGGUACGGAUCAUAACAUUGGACAAUUAUUGUCCGAUAAAUUUCUAAAGAUUUGGGGUAUAUUCUGUCAACAGGGACUGGAAGACUUUCCAGAUAGAUCAUCGUUAAGAAUAGCGUAUUUUUCUAUAUUUCUUUUGGCUGUUGUCUUAUCGGCCGCUUAUUCUGCCGCUUUGAUAAGCUUUUUAACAUCUUCUAUCUCCGUAUUACCCUUUCAUUCGUUAGAAGGCUUAAUCGAAGACGGUACUUAUCAAUUUAUUGUCUUUCGUGGUGGGUCUAAUUAUGAUAUAUUUACACACGCGAGGGAUCCAUUUUCAAAGAAAUUGAUGAAGUUGAUACCGGAAGAAAAUAAAUUGCCAUUAACUAUCAAGGAAGGAUUUGAAAGAGUUUGUGAAAAUCAAAAAAUUGCACUGUACGCGUCAGUUGUAGAAAGGAAAGCUAUUAAAUUUAAAACGUCAUGUAACACGGUUUGUAUUAAUGCAGGACGUAUAGAAUAUUUAGGUAUUAUAUUAUCUAAAAAUAAUCCGUACACUGAAGUCAUCAAUUUUCAUUUGCAGAAAUUCUUUAACAAUGGAAUGAUGAAUCGCUUAAAAGAUAUGAUAUUAAAAAAGGAAUUGAAUUUUAUAUUGAAAUACGAAUCGGUUGGUUUAACUAGCGUUAUAUCGCUCAUUUUUUUCAUUCUAAUUGGUACAAUCACAAGUAUUUGCGUUCUAAUCAUAGAAAAGUAUAUUUUCUAUCGUAAAAGAAAAAAGAUAUCGAUUGUACAUAAUAUAUUAUUGAAAAGAUCGUCAGGAUUUUAUGGAAAAAGGAAGAAAAGUAUAAAAAAUAUUGCAAAAUAUAAGAGAAGUCGUACGUGAAUUAAUCGCAAUAAC
Messenger RNA from Vespa mandarinia (Asian giant hornet), 3351 nucleotides. Its product is annotated as putative glutamate receptor. NCBI's taxonomy places the organism in Eukaryota, Metazoa, Arthropoda, Insecta, Hymenoptera, Vespidae. The record is from RefSeq and is a predicted model, not a curated record. Gene Ontology annotation, cellular component: membrane. Gene Ontology annotation, molecular function: ligand-gated monoatomic ion channel activity.